Molecule: messenger RNA, 336 nt
Organism: Monoraphidium neglectum
Lineage: Eukaryota; Viridiplantae; Chlorophyta; Chlorophyceae; Sphaeropleales; Selenastraceae
Exons: 4
Coding region: 1-336 (111 amino acids)
Source: RefSeq, a predicted model, not a curated record
AUGGUGGAUGACGAGAUGCCGCCAGUCGCCCCGCUGCAGGCGGUGGUGCCGAGUGGAUUCCAGGCUCCCAGCCGCCGUGAGGCCCUGUUUGGCCUCCUGGGUGCCGGUCUGGGUGUGGGGCUUUCAACCGUGUACUACAAGACCCAGUAUGACGACAGCCCCGAGGCCCUUGCUGAGGCCCUGGACGCCCUGCUGGAGGACCCCGAGUUCCUGGACGCAGUGGCGGACGAGGUGCUGUACAGCGAGUACCAGAACAACUUGGAGGUGGCCAACGAACAGCUGGACCAGCUGCGCAACCAGCUGCUCACAGAGGAAAUCCAGAAGAAGGGACAGUAG